UAAUUAGUCGUUCAAAAGUUGUUUCAAAUGUCAGUCGUUGUGACAAAUAAGUGAAAAGAAAAAUUACAGUAAAAGAGUUUAGUGUCCAAAAUGGUUGCCCGAAGUUUUCACAGGAGUACUCAAAGUCUGGGUCACUAUUCAUCGAGUUUGAGCCGAUAUGCGCCCAAAAGUACAGAAUUCAAAGUGAUCAAGUACACUUUAGUCGUGUUCAUGAUAUUGAAUAUAUUCAGCUCUAUUUGGGUCUGUAUUUACAUCGGAUGGCAGACCGACUUUGAGAUGGGAGGCACGGCUAAUGAGCCGUCGGCCAAAUCUGCGGUCAACUCCUGGUACAUCUGUUCCAUGUUUUUCGUCAUAUUUGCCGAUUUGGUGGACAUUAUACUGUUGUUUGGCGUUUGGGCCGACAAAAAGCCCUGGGUUAUAGCACUCUGUGUCUUGUCAUUCAUUUUCUCGAUUUACGGCAUUUCCAGUGUCUAUUUGCGAGGAAGCAUAACGUGUUUUGUCAUACCUUUCUGUAUAUUCACGCUAUCGGUGCUCAUGAUAUGGCUCAUUAGGCACGAGGAGGCCCAGUAUGACGUGCAACGAGGACCAGGACUCAGGACUGCCGUCAAAAGGUUUUAAGUCAAAGUUAAGGCAACGGUUACUUCAAUUACAUCAGCAAGUUUAUUUAAGUGGAAAAUGUUUUCGUGCCAAAUGUCAUUAUCGAUU
Messenger RNA from Oppiella nova, 705 nucleotides. NCBI's taxonomy places the organism in Eukaryota, Metazoa, Arthropoda, Arachnida, Sarcoptiformes, Oppiidae. The record is from the annotation of a GenBank genome assembly.